This is a messenger RNA of Octopus sinensis (East Asian common octopus), 885 nucleotides long. RefSeq lists its product as uncharacterized. NCBI's taxonomy places the organism in Eukaryota, Metazoa, Mollusca, Cephalopoda, Octopoda, Octopodidae. Gene Ontology annotation, molecular function: guanyl-nucleotide exchange factor activity; translation initiation factor activity; translation initiation factor binding. Gene Ontology annotation, cellular component: eukaryotic translation initiation factor 2B complex. The transcript is spliced from 3 exons. The record is from RefSeq and is a predicted model, not a curated record. Bases 1 to 885 code for a protein of 294 amino acids.
AUGGAUGACCUUUCGAGUGCAUUAGAACAGCCAAGAGUCAAUGAUUACGAUUAUUUUCCCAAGAAUAAUGUUUUUUGUCAUAAGUCGGCUACUAUUCAUCACAGUGCUAAUAUUCUAUCUUCAAUUGUUGGUCCAAAUACACACAUUGGUCGCUCAUGUACUGUUAAAAGUAGUUCAAUUUCGUCGAAUGUGAUUAUCAACUCGAAUGUGACCAUUUCAAACUCGAUCAUAUACUCGGAUUGCAUAAUUGAAGAUCGAUCUAUAUGUCUCACCUCAAUUUUAGCAAAAUUUUCGCGUCUUUGUUCAAAAUCUUUUAUUUCGUCAGGAGUUUUGAUUGGUCCUGGUGUUAAACUUGAGGGAAAUUCAGUCUUAACCUCUUCGCGACUCAUUUGCACAGGAAAUGUGGAAGCACGUUUCUCAGACUCUGCAUAUUUUUACCGCCAUUAUAGAAAUGAAGGGAAUUGUACUUCUAAAUGGGGAGUUUCUCGGGCUAUUGUGGACAAUUCUGAUGAUCUGGAAAGUUUUAGCCCUGAAAAUGACGAAAACUUUAUUUCCGAGGCUCAUGAGACGAUUAGUCGCUAUUUAGGCAGUAAGGCGUCAGGAGUUGAUAACCUUAUCAUUGAAUUGAAUUCUCUGAAGCUGAUUUGCAAUCUUUCAAUUUCUCAGCUGCAAGAAUGCGUUAUUGUUUUAUUCCUUAAAUUUGUGAACCAGGAUGAAAAAUUAUUUUUUUCGGACUUAUCUCAAUUAUUCGAACAAAUGGCCCCAGUAUUGAAAUUUUAUUUGAAAACAAUAGAAGCACAGAUUGAUUCUUUAUUUGGAGUCGAAGUUAGUUAUAGUGUUUUUAUUCAAGAAAUAUUUGGCUUGUGCGUCUUAUCUUCAGACUGA